AUGGAAACCACGACACAAACCGCUACAGAACCUAAGGCAGAAGAUCGCCCCGAUCAAGCCGCUGUGCCAUACCGCGGCCCUCGCCUUCCUGCGGUUCCUGACGGUCUGGCCCCGGGGAUCUGGUUCCGUCCGCUCCUGCUUUCCGUCUCUGGAGGCUACUUUGUCAACAUUAUUCGCGUCCGCCGCUCUGGCAUCCUCUCUCGAAAUCGCCACGCCGGCGCUGUUCAUGCAACUGUCUUGAAAGGCAGAUGGCACUACCUUGAGCAUCCUUGGUGGGCCACUGAGGGAGGCUACGCUUUUGAGCCUCUGGGAGAUAUUCACACGCUCGAAGUACCGGACGAUGUGAAGGAAAUAGUCACAAUCUUUCAUGUAACGGGGGCGCACAUUUACGUUGACCCAGAUGGAGUGCCUAUCGGUAUGGAGGAUGUUUUCAGCAAGCUCGACAAGGCCAAAAAGCAUUAUGAGGAGGUCGGGCUUAGGGCGGCGUUCGCUGACCAGUUUGUGCGUUGA
This is a messenger RNA of Colletotrichum gloeosporioides, 510 nucleotides long. RefSeq lists its product as uncharacterized. NCBI's taxonomy places the organism in Eukaryota, Fungi, Ascomycota, Sordariomycetes, Glomerellales, Glomerellaceae. The transcript is spliced from 2 exons. The record is from RefSeq and is a predicted model, not a curated record. The coding region runs from base 1 to 510 and encodes 169 amino acids.